AACUAAAUAACAAAACACGUUUUGGUUGAAACAAACAUGGCGGAGAACAUGGACCCACCAAAAAAUGAAGAUACGUGCGACGAGACGGCUACAAAUGGAGAAAAGAACGCUACUGAAGGGAGCAGUAUAGCGCAAACUGAUUUAGGUCCUGCCGGUGAUUUAGAGGAACAACCUUCAACCAGUCAGCAAGGAGCAAUAGGCGGAGCAGAUGAUGGAGGGAAAGACAAGAAGAAGAAGAAGAAGAAAAAGAAGAAGGGAGAUGUGGCUUCAGGGGGUGCCUCAGGAGGGGUGGACCAGAUUGAUGCCCGGCUAAGUCAGAAUCCUCAAAUAUCCAUGUCAAAGUUAAAAGCUGCCAUGGAGUUGUUUGUACCUCAGGGCCCUGCUAAGAAUAUGGAUGAAGCCAAGAAAAAGACCUACAACUUCUGGGAAACACAGCCUGUUCCAAGUUUGGAGGAGACCGUUUCUGUUGAAGUAAAUAAAGCUGUCGAAGCAGACAAGACUGAUAUUAGGAAGGAACCCUACUCGUUACCACAGGGAUUCUCAUGGGAUACUCUAGAUAUACAUAGUGAAGUGGAGCUCAGAGAAUUAUACAACCUCUUGAAUGAAAAUUAUGUUGAAGAUGAUGACAAUAUGUUCCGUUUUGAUUACUCUGCCGAAUUUCUUCAGUGGGCCUUAACGCCACCAGGUUGGUUAAGGGAAUGGCACUGCACAGUACGGGUUGAUGCAAACAAGAAACUAGUUGGGUUCAUUAGUGCUGUACCGGCAAGGAUAAAGGUCAAUGGCAAAAUUGUAAGAAUGGUAGAAAUCAACUUUCUGUGUGUUCACAAGAAGCUGAGGUCAAAGCGUGUUGCACCUGUACUCAUCCGUGAGAUCACGAGGAGGGUCCAUCUCCAGGGUAUAUUCCAGGCCGUCUACACAGCUGGCGUUGUUCUUCCCAAGCCUGUCUCAACGUGCAGAUACUGGCAUAGAUCACUCAACCCUAAGAAGCUAGUAGAAGUCAAGUUCUCUCAUAUAGGUCGCAACAUGACGCUACAGAGGACGAUUAAACUCUACAAACUUCCAGAGGAAACGAAAACGCCUGGGCUGCGUCCCAUCCAGCCACAGGACAUGGAGAAAUGUCACAAACUCCUCUCAGAUUAUCUGGACAAGUUCAAACUGGCACCAGUCUUUGAUCUUGAGGAGUUCAAGCAUUGGUUCACCCCUAGGCCAAACAUCGUCAGCGCGUACGUGGCUGAAGUGGACGGUGUCCUGACGGACAUGAUCAGCUUCUACACCCUCCCUUCUUCCAUCAUGCACCAUCCAGUCCACAAGCAGCUCAAGGCCGCCUACGCCUUCUACAAUGUCACCACAAGGUCAACCUGGGAGACGCUCAUGCUGGAUGCUCUCACCCUAGCAAAACAGGAGGACUUUGAUGUAUUCAAUGCUCUGGAUCUCAUGGAUAACAAGGAGUUCUUGGAGAAGCUCAAGUUUGGCAUCGGAGACGGCAACCUUCAAUACUACAUAUACAACUGGAUAUGUCCUACCAUGAAACCUCAAGAAAUUGGCCUUGUUUUACAAUAGUGGAAUGACGACCAAAGUGACAUCCUAAUAAUAGAUUAUAGGUAAUUCUAGAGUGUACCCCAAGCCUUUAUAGAUGGCAACUGCAAUGUAGCUUAUUUUGCUUCUUUUCUUGGCCACUAAGAGUUCCAUGUUCUGCCAAUUGAGGUCAUGGUAUCGUUGGCAAAAAUAUGGUAUUUCUUUAAGAACAGUCAACCAACUUCAUUUGGAAAAUCAUAUAUAGUAGGGGUUUUAGAGACCAAAUGGAAUCCAACCGUUUGACUAUUUUUUGUUUUGUAAAAUCCCUGUAGGCAAUUCCAUUGAUGUAUUAUGUGCUAGAUAAACCCUGUCUAAUAUGCAGCAGCAGUACCAUUUUUACUGCUAUACCUGGCAUUAUUCAAAGUGGACUGAAUAGACCUUUUUUCAUAAUGUAAUCAAAUUUAAUGCACAAAUCUGUCAGUGCCUCGUUGCAAAUCGUUUCAUUCACCUGUUAGGAAUAAUUAUAUUUCGAAAUUGAGAAUGUAUAUUAUGACUUGUCCUACCUAACAACACGUCAUGUAUGCAAUUUGCAUUCUGAAUAUUGAAAUAUAAUUAUUUGUAACAGUCAGGUGAAUGAAACAACUUGUAACGAGGCACUUAAAAAAUUGUGCAUUCAAUUUGAGUGUUUGAAAAUGGCCUUUUUCAGUCAUGGCUAGGCCCCAACCAAGUGGGCGAAAUAGUCCACUGACUUUAAUAUGGCAUGCUAAGUUUUAAACUCUUGAUCCCAUCCAAAUCACUCUUAUUUCCCCUUUUCAUAAGACUUCAAUUUUAUUUUGUGACAGAACUAAGUUUUGUUACAAAUGGACAGCUUGACACUUGUACUCCAUUUGUAAGGGGCAGGGCAGCCAUGUUUUAAAAAAAGUUGUCCACUUUGAAGUAUCCAGACCAGUAGCAUCUAGAGCAGUUAGUAUGAUAAACAAUUAUUUUAACUUUAUGUACCAUGUUUUAAUCAGUCACAUAUUGGGUAUAUGGUAAUAAGUGUGAUUGCCCCUUGAUUACCAAAGUAUAUGUUCCAUGUACUGGUAUUUAAUUCUUGUUCUCUUUCAAAAAGUGUUACAUUAUGCAUUACUUCGUUUACUUUUGAAUGUAUCUUUUCUACCUGUGUCUAUAAUAAUGGGGAAUGUGUUGAUUAUCACUAAAUUAUUUUAUCCAAUUUUUGAUUUACCCAAAUAAAUCAUUUGCAGAAAUACACUCCA
Messenger RNA from Strongylocentrotus purpuratus (purple sea urchin), 2771 nucleotides. Its product is annotated as glycylpeptide N-tetradecanoyltransferase 2. Bases 37 to 1560 code for a protein of 507 amino acids. Gene Ontology annotation, cellular component: cytoplasm. Gene Ontology annotation, biological process: N-terminal peptidyl-glycine N-myristoylation. Gene Ontology annotation, molecular function: glycylpeptide N-tetradecanoyltransferase activity. The record is from RefSeq and is a predicted model, not a curated record. The transcript has 12 exons. NCBI's taxonomy places the organism in Eukaryota, Metazoa, Echinodermata, Echinoidea, Camarodonta, Strongylocentrotidae.